Thamnophis sirtalis is the source of this 2981-nucleotide messenger RNA. The record is from RefSeq and is a predicted model, not a curated record. NCBI's taxonomy places the organism in Eukaryota, Metazoa, Chordata, Lepidosauria, Squamata, Natricidae.
CUUUGCCCUUCUCUCUAGCAACAAUUCUGCCGAGUGUCAUUCUGGAGAAGUUAAUAGAUUACUAAAAGAAAACUCAACACACAGGUCUUCUCAUCUGCUGACUAAUUGUGCUGGAGACAGUUGAAUUAAACCCGAAAGGAGGAGAAGAAACAUUUACAGAAGAGGCAGAAAUACAUAGAAGAUGUCUAUGAUCAGUGCUUUGCCCUUUUUCAAAUCCUCUUAUCUCAGAUCUUCACAAAACUCCCUUAGGAGCCAGCGUCGACACACUCUUCCUGCAAGCGAAUUCCGGUGUCUCACACCUGAAGAUGCCAUUGGAGUAUUUGAAAUUGAGAGAGAAGCCUUUAUUUCAGUGUCAGAAGAUUGCCCCCUCCACCUGGAUGAGAUUCGACAUUUUCUUAACCUAUGUCCUGAGUUGUCACUUGGCUUGUUUGAAGAAGGCCAACUAGUUGCUUUCAUUAUUGGCUCCCUCUGGGACCAGGAAAGACUCAGCCAGGAUGCACUGACACUACACAAGCCUGAUGGUACCAUAGUCCACAUACAUGUUCUGGCAGUACAUUGUACUUUCCGCCAGCAAGGCAAAGGAUCUAUCUUGAUGUGGCGCUACCUACAGUACCUAUGCUCUCUGCCCUAUGUGCGUCGAGCCACACUGAUGUGUGAGGACUUUCUCAUUCCCUUUUAUACCAAGUGUGGCUUUAAAGUGCUAGGCCCUUGUGAGAUCACUAUUGGUUCAUUAAAUUUCAUUGAGAUGAACUGCGCUAUUCAGGCUCAUGCGUUUAUGCGCAGAAAUAGUGGCUGCUGAUAUUUCCCCUUGUUAAUUUCCAACUAUCUGGUUAGAAAACAAAAUAUCUGCUGUGAUUCUCAGUCCUUCAGAGGGAGCUGAAGUCUAAUGAAUCCAGGAAGUGCUGAAAGGCAAGACCUUGGUUGUCCAUGAGUAUAAGGGCCUUCUGAUUCAGCAGUAUCCAGCGAGUAAACCUACUCAGUCUGAAAAGGAAGUACUGAUUUUGAAAGUGUUGCCAUCCUUACUACAUGAUGCUUAAAAGAUCUACAAGUGAUAAUGCACUGUAAGCUGCUACAGUCAUUCAAUUGUAAGAUAAGAAGAAUGUAAAGAUUACAAGCAAGGCUGCCUUUAAAAAUUAUAGCUAAGCCUCAGACUUUUUUCUUGUGUCUUGCACUGGUCAAAUUCUCACAUGAGGGUAAAGGUGUAAUGAACUUUAGCAUGUUAUUGUUUAGCUUGAUGUGAGAACGACCAUUUUGCAUUGAGCAAACCAUGUGGAAAAAAAGUUAGGUGAGCACUGUGUGAAUAUAAUGACGGUAAAAUAGAAUAAGGAAUAAUGCAAUAAUUUAUUUUCUCAGAUUUAAACCAUGAAGGCAGCAAAACAUGAUAGCUGCUUGCAGUUCUACCAAAAUUUUGUAGUAAGUUAUGAGUAUUGCAGAAAGUCAUUAUAUAUUAUUCAUUUUGUCAUUCAUAUUUCAUUCAGUAAUAACAACAGCUCUAUUUACAAGAAGAGUUCAACUGCACUUUGAAUUCAUAAAAUUGGUUACUUUCAGUUUCAUAGUCUUCAAGUAACUAAGUGUAUUUAUACAAAACUUACUAUAAGUUAUUGCUUUUUGUUCACUGGAGAGCAAUUCUAUACCUUAUUAUAGUGGUUGGCUUUAUGUAAAGGUACGAAACUUCAUGUGUUUUAUAAAUAUAUGCUGCCUUAGCAUUAAAGCCAUGACAGACUUCCUUCCGAGCAGAAUUCCUAUAAAUAUUUCCCUCAUUUAAUUGUCCCUUAAAGCAUAUGAUGUGCAUUGAAUUCUACCUGUGAACAUCCCCUUGACACAGGAUGGAAAAGAAAAUAGAUGUACAAUUGUUUUUAUUUGUCUAAGUAUAGAUGUAUGGCAUUGUUCAGUCCAUCUGUUGUGAGUAAAGGGACAUCUUUGUGUCUGUACAUUUUUCAAUUAAAGCCAGAUCAUUAUCUUAUUUGUCUGCCAUACUGUUGAUUUUAGAAAAGCAGUAAUAACUUUUUAUCUGUAAAAAUGAGGUUGAUAAGCCUGAACUCUAGAGAUUAGGCAACUGAGUAAAGCAAGGGUCAUUCUGUUAAACCAUCUAUUUAGCAGGAAUGCUACUCAUUUGCAUGAUAUAGGUAGUCCUCCACUUCAGGCUGUUCAUCUAACAACAGUUCAAAGUUACGGUGGCCAUGGAAAAAGUGACUUACAACCUGUACUUGUACUUACCGACAGUAACACUACCUUGGUGAUUCCUUUAAUCACCACUGUAAAAAUUGUCUGAUUGACUCAAUUUACAAUGAAAAUUCCAAUCCCAAUUGUGCUCAUAAGUUGAGGCCUACCUGUAAAGUUAUAGUACAUGAUUGCCACUAGUGAUAGAAAGAUACUUGGAAAAAAUAUUAUUUUUCAAUGUAGCACAAGCCACAAAUCAGAGGUUUGCAAAACAUUUUGAGUUCCAAGGGGGGAGGGCGAAUGUUCCACAGUUGAAAUGGCCAUAAUUUGAAUAUAGGUCAGAAUGCUUUCUACCAUUGUUUGCAUUUAAUUUUUUUAACUAUAAUCAGAUGUAUGUGUGGACAUUUUCUGGUCUACCUAGCACAAUUGCAGUAGAAAUAAAAGCUGAGCAAAGGAGGAAGUUAGGCAUUCUGCCUUCCUUAUGAACAGAGCAGAUAUCUGUUUGUUUUUAUUAGUAUGGGACCGGGAAAAGACUCCUUACUAAGGCAGUAUAAGCCUAUCUACUCAAAGUAAGCACUGCUAAAUUCAAUGACAUUAGCUACAAGGAAACUGUUUAGAAUUACAAAUUUAUAGCCCAUUGUGUGUAAUCAGUGACUAAUUAUAUGGAAGUAGUUGCACAUUUUAAUUCAUUACUUGGUCAGCCUUGUGCAUAAGAAAAUGUUAAAAGUUCUUGCCACUGAAUAAGGAAGCAUUCUCCAAAUGUUAUUGCGUGUGCCAUUUACCACUUGUCAGAUCAGCAAUAAAUGUCUUUUUUUCCUGGU